Sesamum indicum (sesame) is the source of this 1330-nucleotide messenger RNA. Its product is annotated as heat stress transcription factor C-1b. Gene Ontology annotation, cellular component: nucleus. Gene Ontology annotation, molecular function: DNA-binding transcription factor activity; RNA polymerase II cis-regulatory region sequence-specific DNA binding. The record is from RefSeq and is a predicted model, not a curated record. Gene Ontology annotation, biological process: regulation of transcription by RNA polymerase II; cellular response to heat. NCBI's taxonomy places the organism in Eukaryota, Viridiplantae, Streptophyta, Magnoliopsida, Lamiales, Pedaliaceae.
AUCACAAUUGAAUGCAAAAGAAAAUUGAGGUUUUGUUGUAUAGUUGAGGCUUUCUAUCUUUUUGGGUGUCUUUUUUUGAAACAAAAUCCUCCCUGUAUUGAGGGGUACAAAACAUUUAUGCAUGGAAUGGAGGGAAAUAAUGGUGACAGUAGUAUUAUAGCACCGUUUGUGAUGAAAACGUAUCAGAUGGUGAGUGAUCCCACUACGAAUGGGCUCAUCGCAUGGGGAAGGGAACACAAUAGUUUUAUUGUUCUUGAGCCUUUGGAUUUCUCGCACAGGAUUUUGCCGGUUUACUUUAAGCAUAACAAUUUCUCCAGCUUCGUGCGUCAGCUCAAUACCUAUGGUUUCAAAAAGGUUGAUCCAGACAGGUGGGAGUUUGCAAAUGAAUGGUUUUUACGCGGGCAAACGCAGUUAUUGCACAACAUUGUGAGGAGGAAGAACACAAGUAGAGCCUAUACUUCACUCAUGAAACACGAAGACGAUGAAGAGGAGGAGCUUUUAGUGGAGAUUGCAAAGCUAAAGCAAGAACAGAAGAGUUUAGAACAAGAGCUUGAGAGCAUGAACCGGAGGCUGGAAUCAACAGAGAGGAGACCCCAACAAAUGAUGACUUUCUUGUACAAAGUUGUCCAAGACCCCCAAAUUCUGCCCCGAAUGAUGCUCGAGAAAGAGAAGAUGAGAAGGCUAACAUCUGAUAACAUCGAGAAGAAGCGAAGGAUUAUGAUAUCCGCAGCUUCAUCAAGUUCCUCUUCAGGAAUGGCUAUGUCGAGUUCAUCAGCCAAGAGCGAAGAUGAUCAAGACUGCAAUACUAUCGGGGAAACAACACCGAGUUCAUCACCCGAAGGGAACUUGGAUGCCGAUACUUAUUACCAAUCUUCACCGUCUCUUGAGCUUUCAUCGUCCCCUGAGAUGUUUAGUCAUAGACAAGGUAUAGGUAUGCCUGUGAUGAGGCAAGAUUUUCAAAAUUAUGCAACUCUUUCUAGUUCAUCAAUGCUUAGCCCCUCCGGCGAAAACAGUGGUUUUGCUGCCGCACUACCGCCAGUAGAUAGCAUAGCAGGGUAUAAUAGUGGCGGCGGAGGUAGUGCAAACUACUUUGAAGGGCUAAUGGCUGGGGAGAAUGCUAGCCCACCACCACCCUAUCCAUUCUCACUUCUUGGAGGUGGAUAGCAUCACAUUAUUUGUAGGGAUUUAGUCCUUUUUAUUAGUAAUAAUUUAGAAUGUAUUAGUACCUUGUUUGCACUUCUUUUAUGCUUGUAAAUUUUUUUUCUAAACAGUAGUGUAAUUUCAGGUUGGUUAGAUGUUACAUUAAUAGCAUUCUAUUAUCAAGUUAUGA